Molecule: messenger RNA, 942 nt
Organism: Phanerochaete carnosa HHB-10118-sp
Lineage: Eukaryota; Fungi; Basidiomycota; Agaricomycetes; Polyporales; Phanerochaetaceae
Exons: 8
Coding region: 1-942 (313 amino acids)
Molecular function (GO): monooxygenase activity; heme binding; oxidoreductase activity, acting on paired donors, with incorporation or reduction of molecular oxygen
Source: RefSeq, a predicted model, not a curated record
AUGGACACCAUCAUGCGAGUUGUCGCUCGGGCGACUGUCCGCAUUUUCAUUGGCCUUCCCCUCUGCCAUCAUUGGAAAUUCUUGGACAUUAGCAUCAACUACACAACGGAUACAAUUAAGACUGGGCUUAUACUCAGCAUGGUACCUGUCCACCUCAAAUCGAUUGUGAACCACUUGAUCAAUAGCAACUACAAGACCAUUGACUGUGCACGUGCUUUGCUUGGUCCCACGAUUGAGAGGCGGAGAAGCAUGAUGGAACAAUAUGGAGAUGACUGGCCAGAUAAGCCUAAUGAUUUGCUCCAGUGGCUCAUGGAAGCUGCAGAAGGGAUCGAGCGGGAACCGAGGGCCCUGACCGCCUGUUUGCUCAUGGUUUGCUUUGCUGCCAUCCACACUUCUUCCAUGAGCUUCACUCAUGCUUUGUACCGCCUAGCCGUGCACCCAGAGCACUUGCAGCUGCUGCGGGAAGAAGUCGAAGCUAUUGUUACGGAAGACAGCUGGUCGAAAGGUUCACUGCAGAAGAUGCGCAAGAUUGAUAGCUUUCUGAAAGAGUCCCAGCGGGUCAAGGGUAUCAAUAGCAUACUUGUUGAAUGCAAAGCGCUGAAAGACUUUACCUUUUCUGACGGCAUGUUCAUCCUCAAAGGCAGCUACGUCUCGACCUCGAAGAUAGCAACGCACGACUGGCGCAAGUACUACAAUGGCCUGUGCACGAAGCACCAGAUGACCAACACAAGUAUGGAGUACCUUCCGUUUGGCAUUGGGAAGCACGCCUGCCCGGGAUGUUUCUACGCUGCGAACAAGAUGAAAAGUAUGAUGGCGCAUCUUGUGAUGAUGUACGACGUCCACAUGGAGAAGUCCGGAGAGGUCACACGCGCGUUCCAUUUUGGCUCUACCAUAUCGCCCAACCGAACAGCAAAGGUCUUGUUCAGGAAGCAGAAGGACUGA